GCUGCGUCCAGAAGCCGUCAUGGAGAGCAAAAGCUCUGGAGGGCAGGUAUGUAAAAACAACAAUUUAAUUUAGAGUCUUCGUUAUAAGAUUAUCUUGCACGUUAAUGCCAAGUAAGAUUUUUCCACAAAUAACGUCUAAUGCAGUUGUUGAAAACUCUUUUAUACUCUGACGUCACGUUGGUGACAGUCCUCGUCUGGUUAUAUGCAAUGCUGCCACUAUCUCCUGUUUUGUGCUGGUUUCCUAAGUUCUGUCAACCUGUGGUCUUGAACAGGCAGAAGAUGUCAGAGCCCAAAUGCUGAAGACGGCAGGGUUGGAUUCAUCUCUUUCCCACCUGAGCCCUGGAAGUCAUCAGACAUCAGAAAAUGUCGAUGUGCAAAUGUGUCUGAGAGCAUAUGAGCAAUGGCUUCGAGUGCAAGAAAAGGUCAAUGAGGACAUUGUUGAGAUGCAAGAAACCAACAAGAGCUUGUCUCAGCAGUUGAGCAAAGCUGAAAGAAAAGCUCGCAGGCUGGAGAAGGAAGUGGAGCAACUGAAGAAAGCCCUCUGGGAAAAGGCAUUGGCUUUAGACAUGACAGAAAGAGAAUUACGUCAGGCCCAGAAGCAGGCAAAGGAGCGGCAUGCUCUACACCUUGAGAAAGAUCAAGAGAGAAAAGAUGCCGUCAAGAAGGCAGAAGGGCUGCAGGAACAACUGGCCCAGCUCCAAAGUGAAAACCAUUUACUCCGGCAGCAGCUGGGAGAUGUAAACAAGAGCACCCAAAUACGAAUGAGAACAGUGGGACAGCUGCACAGAGAGCUCGCUGACGCUUGCCAGAAGCAGUGGAUAGCAGAAACGUCACUGAAAGCGGCUACACGCCAAUGUGAUUACCUGAAGCAAGAAAACUCCCACUUGCAAGAGGACUUGCACAAGGCUAAAGCCGAGCUGUGCGACCUCUCCGCGCGGCUGGAACUGGAGUCCCAAAAUGCUCUGCACCUCGAAGCUGCAAACCAGGAGCUGCAAGGGCUGGUGGCUCUUCUGCCACAUCGCUUGGCCACUCCAGGGGUGGGUCAUCCCCCAACAGCGCUUCAUGGAGGAGAGUGUGAGCAGCGAGCGCAAGAAGAAACGAGAGAGAAGCAACAUCUCGGGGAGCUUUUGCAGACUCAGGCAGCCGCUCAAGCCAAAACAGAAGAGGCCAACACCACUGACGCUUCUUGGAGAAAGCUGCUGGAGCAGAGAAUGAAAGCUCAGGAAUUGGACCUGGAGAGAGCACGGAGCCUGCAGGAGGCGACCGCACUGCAACUGGCAUGGGCGCAGGCAGAACUAAAAAGCUCCGAAAAGCGUUAUUUGUUGGGCCGCAAAAUUAGAAGCUGCCUCUCAAAGAAACUAAAAAAGGCUAAUGAGACGCUGGCGGAAGCCAGUGCUGAGAGCCGUCAGGAGCAGCAGCGCAGACUCGUCAGUCGCAAGGCCAAGAGCCUGAGCCAGAGCAGGGGACAGAGCGGAAACCCAUCGGGCUCAGUCACUGGUGAACAUGAAACCGGAUCUGCUGGGGAUUCUCCCUGGACGUCUCCUGCUGUUCCGCCAAAUUGAAACAAAGUCCAGGCUAUCCCCUUGCAGGGCAACACCGCCCGAUCGUGAUGCUCUGAGAACAAGUAUUAAACUGGUAGAACACACGCA
Phalacrocorax carbo (great cormorant) is the source of this 1649-nucleotide messenger RNA. The record is from RefSeq and is a predicted model, not a curated record. NCBI's taxonomy places the organism in Eukaryota, Metazoa, Chordata, Aves, Suliformes, Phalacrocoracidae.